Molecule: messenger RNA, 2053 nt
Organism: Lampris incognitus (smalleye Pacific opah)
Lineage: Eukaryota; Metazoa; Chordata; Actinopteri; Lampriformes; Lampridae
Gene: cstpp1
Product: centriolar satellite-associated tubulin polyglutamylase complex regulator 1
Exons: 9
Coding region: 120-1127 (335 amino acids)
Source: RefSeq, a predicted model, not a curated record
UUGAGACAGAAUUUGCAGCCCAUGAACAUAUCUUGAAAAAUGAAACUAACGACGUUUUGCUGUAACUAGAUACAUAGCAUGCCGAACGCGUUUAUUCAUAUGUAACGUUAGUUCUAAUAAUGACUGCUAAAAUAAAUCGUUUUAAUUUGACCCUUCCGGUUGACGAGUACCUCGCAGAAACUGGCGUGUUGUUCUACCUGAAUGAUGCAGUGACCCAGCUGUUGGAACAUAAAGAAGAAUACACCCAGUUUGGAGUGGUCCGCUACUUUGCUGAAUACUUCAGCAGUGUAAAGAACAGCAACCAUGUUCUUUUCAGAGAGUAUAACUACAUAAAGGCCACACCUCAUAAUAGAGCCUCCUUCAUCAGAGUCUUCUGGAGGUGUUACAGACAAAUUGGGAAGAGUGGAGACUUACUAUCCAUGUUAGAAUACACCUCUCUACUCCAGUUACUGUGCCCUGACUUCCCAGUAGACCUGGUGCAGAACACAGCCAGAAUUAUUCUGAUGGACGACGCCAUUGAUUGUCUGAUGUCUUUCUCUGACUUCGUCUAUGCUUUCCAAUUGCAGUUUUACUAUCAAGAGUUCUUGGUCAGUGUUCAGGCCAUAUACCAGGAUCUGCUAUCAGGGAAGAGUCCUAAUACUGUGAUCGUCCCUACCUCCACCUCUAUUGAACAACUGCCUCCUGUGACCACAGAGGAAAACGAAAGUCAGGAGCAGGAGGGGAGGGUGGACCCAUCGACACUAGCAGAGUACAUUGACUGCCUCUGUGACAGGUUUAAAUAUAGUCAUCCCCCCAGGUCCUGUCUGAGAGAAGUACUGGAGCAGAGCGACAAAGUCUCUUACUACAGCUUCUUAAUGAGCCUGGCUAAACACGAUACCAUCAACAGUGGCAUAGGAGCAUUGCCCAACAAAUCAGAGUUGCUGGUUGACCCAGAAAUGGAUCAGGAGCUGGAUAAACUUAUAUCCCAGAUCUCAGUCAGUCCAGGCAGUAAUAGUAGUGGCAGUGCAGUGGGGGCAUUGAAGGAGGUCCCAAGGAAGGCCUCCCCUAGGAGGAACAUCCACCACCGGAGGAAGAUGGAGGUGGAGAGUGACGGCUCUACAGAGGAAACGGACUCCUCAGAAAAUUGACCUUUUUAAAACUUAACCCUGGACCUAUAACCUUUCUGUAAUCUGUCAACAGCCCAUUAACUUAAACCUACAGCGAGCUCAUCAUCCAUUAGUUAUGCAGAGGUGAAAAUACUUUCGGCAAGUUUAAUCCAUUGCUGUAGCAGAUAGUCUUUUUGCCUAGGGCAGAAUAUUCUGAAACAGUUUUUGUGAGCUUAAUUUUAAGAUGAGUUUGUCAACAGGGCACUGACCACAGUAGCAGGGGAUUUAAGAGAAACUUUUAAUCUGCCUGUGCACUAUUGCACUAUAAACUUGAAGAGCUUGCAAUUCAUGCAUCUACUCAAACUAUAUUAGGUGAGCUUUAUUGACCCAUGUGGGGAAGUGGACUAGUUAAUUUUUAAUGUAUUUCUUGCUGGAAGUAAUCCCAACAUGUCAAUCUAACACCGUAUGUAUUGUAACGUACACGAAUAAGUAGACACGUUAGCCCUUGGCUAACGGGUUGGACCCUUUAGUCGACUGGUUAACGUUGUCGCCCGCGGUGCAGGAGACACGGCUGUGGCGGUUCCCGGACUGCCCCCCUGAUUCGUUGCAGUAUGUAUGUAUGAUGGCCAUAUGAAUAAACCAGAAGUUACUGUGACAAUGUGUAUGGAAAUAUUUAUUCAUAUAUUUCUACAUUUAUUAAUUGUGUGAGGGGUUCAUUUAAUUAUUGCAUAAUCUGACUGAUUAUGUGAUUGGUUGCAUUGGCCCUAACCAGGAUAGACACCACAUUCUUUUCAGCACCAACCCCAGCAGUGUGAUUUGUAAUAAACCAUUACUUUCAACACAUCAGGGUAAUUCCUCUGGAUCAGGCUUGAUUCUUCUAUUUUCUGCUCAAUUGCACAGAAAACGUUGCUGGUGCUGAAAAGCUAGCUACAAUCUGCUGGCAGCACUCCACAGUUCCAGCUCUUCCA